CGCGCGCUCCGAACACGCGAGUCGAGAUAUUCGCGGAGUACGUCGCUCUGAUUUUGAAGACUGUUCUGUCCACCCGAUUGACGGAUUACGCAGGAAAUGCGUAGAAGAGACGCGGCUGCGAAUCGAUCGCGAUCAAUCUCUCGGACAGUCGACUACAAGUCGUGACCUCGCAACCGACAGAACUGACUGUGUUAUCGGGGAUACUGCGUGUGUCAUCGUGAAAGCGAAUUGUCUGAAUGGGGAAAAAAACUUUGCAAAACAAACUGCUUUUUUUCUGUGCAGAAUCUGAUUUUUACAAUCUGUGCGAUAUUUUGUAAGGAAGUUCAAUGUCCGCGACGGACAAAAGAAAACGAUGACAGGAUGUCGAGUCUGGAGGAUAAUUUUGUUCGCUGUUCUUGUAUGGGAGACGACCGCAGAUUCAAACACGAACGUCGAGCAAAUCUCCGCAAAUGAAGCCGGCAAAAAGCCGUUUGAAGCGGACAAAUACUUUUAUUCCUGGACAGGGCCAAAUGCGCUGGCCAGAUCGGCCUUGGUGGAGCGACAGGAAAGGCUGCAAUAUAACUGUGAGCUUGAAAGUAACGAGGUCGACGCGUUAAAUCCAGAAUCAUUUAGGAAUAUUCUCGUUGACGACUCGCAUGAAUUGCUCUACUGCUACGUGCCAAAGGUGGCUUGCACAAAUUGGAAGCGCGUGCUUAUGAUUGCGACCGGAAAAUGGCCCGGUAAUGAUCCUCUAGAAAUACCGGCCGAUCAAGCUCAUUCACCGGGUACUUUUCAACGAUUAAGCAAUUACACGCUACCUGAGAUAGAGAAGAAAUUGGCGACGUACGAUAAAUUGAUUGUCGUGCGACAUCCUUUGGAGAGGCUUUUAUCGGCUUAUCGAAACAAAUUGGAGACCAAACAUGAGAAAAGCGCGAAAUAUUUUCAGAGUCGUUUUGGCAAAAAAAUUGUCAAGAAGUACAGACCAAACGCCAGCGAGAAGUCUUUAAAAAACGGCGAUGACGUAACGUUUCGCGAAUUUGUUGAUUUUGUUACCGAUGAUUCUGAGAAUGGAACUCGGAAUGAGCACUGGAGACCAAUCUACGAGUUAUGCCAACCGUGUCUAGUUAAUUACAAUCUUGUGAGCAAGUACGAGAGUUUGGUCGAGGACGCCACAGAAAUUCUCGAACGGAUAGGCGUCACGUCUGUGAGCUUUCCUCCUAAGCCGCCAAGUUACGAGCCGACGUCGAGGAAACUGGAUAGGUACUAUUCUACGCUGAGUUACAAGCAGCUUCGUAAGCUGGUGGAUCUGUACAAACUAGAUUUAAGGCUGUUUGAUUACUCGUUGGAAGACGUGCUGGGAUUUUCCUUGGCUUAAAUCGCCGGUACGUAUCAACAGAAACAGAUGUACGUGAUAUAAUGGCCAGAUCGUUGAUGCUUGAGAGACUUCUUGCUUGUUUAAAGUCGACAUAAUAAGUAUAAGUGAACAAGACAGUUUGCACGUUAGGAUGAAUAAUUAUUAUCGCAUUUUACGAAUACACGUACACACAGGAAAUUUCAAAUUUGGAUUUCAACGACAAAUUCUGUGAGCGACUUAGUGGAAAUUUUAUUUUGCAGAAGCUUCGUACUACCUCGUUAUUAUACAGCAUCGCAUCAUAAAAUAACUAUUUUUUUUAAUUAAUCAUUUAUGUGAAUAACACGCAAGAUAGAAAUAUUUUAUUGAAAGAUACUUUCAAUAUUAAGCCAUGAUAAAAUAAUUCAGAUAGUAGAAUAGUAAAGUUCUAUAACAAUAAAAAUAUUGACGGAGUAAAAAAGGCAAUAAGAACCAGGUGUCAGUGCGCAAAAAAUAAUGUAUUGUCAAUAAGAAUGCAGGAUUUAUAAAUAAAAAUAAUAAAAAAAUAAUAAUAAUACAAAAAGAAAAGGCAGGAAAUGAAGAUUUCUUGACCUCAGUCUUCCGAAAAUCUAAGCCGUACACAUGGCUUAUGCGGGAACAUAUGGUUUACAUCUCCGACUCCGAGAAAGGUUCGGAAGUCGGACCAAAACGUUUCUUGGUUUUGUUUUUUGUCAAGUCUUGUAUUUUCAUUGAUAAUAAAUUGUUUUUUGUGCAUUGAGAGCCGCGCUUUUCGUUCUGAUUGCAUUUUUUGCUUCGUUUAAUAUUUCAAUUCAGAUAGCGUUAUCAGUAUAAACAAUCAAAAGAUAUAGAAAGCUAAAUAAAAUAAAAUUAAAGAUAAGAUGAAUUGUUUUAUAAAUUAGAAUAUUUAAUU
Messenger RNA from Linepithema humile (Argentine ant), 2240 nucleotides. RefSeq names its product carbohydrate sulfotransferase 11-like. Gene Ontology annotation, biological process: carbohydrate biosynthetic process. The record is from RefSeq and is a predicted model, not a curated record. Gene Ontology annotation, cellular component: membrane. Gene Ontology annotation, molecular function: sulfotransferase activity. Lineage: Eukaryota; Metazoa; Arthropoda; Insecta; Hymenoptera; Formicidae.